AUGGCAGGGGAAACCACCAAGGACCACCCAUCCGCUUCCCUUUCACUCGCCGGCAAGGUGGCGAUAGUCACCGGCGGUUCCCGGGGAAUCGGCCGUGCUAUUGCCGUCCACCUCAGGUCACUUGGUGCAAGAAUUGUGAUCAAUUAUGCUUCCAACUCCACCCAAGCUGAUCUCUUAGCAUCGGAGCUCAACUCCUCCGGCGAGGCCUCUUCUCAUCCCGUAGCAAUCGCCAUUCAAGCUAAUGUCUCCGACCCAGAUCACGUCAAGUCCCUAUUCGAUCGAGCCGAGGAAGAAUUUAAAUCCCAAGUUCAUAUCCUCGUGAAUUGUGCCGGAGUUCUCGAUCCCAAAUACCCAUCAAUAGCCAACACCGCCGUUGAAGAUUGGGACAGUACCUUCUCCGUCAACACCAGAGGAGCGUUCCUGUGCUGCAGAGAGGCGGCGAAUCGGGUGGCGCACGGCGGCGGAGGAAGGAUUAUUCUGAUAACAACAUCGGUUGUUGGGUCAUUGUUACCUGGGUAUGGGGCUUACGCAGCCUCGAAAGCGGCGGUGGAGACGAUGGUGAAGAUUGUAGCAAAAGAGUUGAAGGGUACUGGGAUUACGGCGAAUUGUGUUGCUCCGGGGCCGGUGGCGACGGAGCUGUUCUUCGCCGGCAAGACGGAGGAGAUGGUUAAGAGGUUGGUGGAGGCUUGUCCUCUGGGGAGAUUGGGGGAGCCGGAGGAUAUUGCUCAGGUCGUUGGAUUUUUGGCUAGUGAUGCUGGUGAGUGGGUCAAUGGGCAGAUCAUUCGUGUCAAUGGUGGAUUUGUUGUUUAG
Ilex paraguariensis (yerba mate) is the source of this 810-nucleotide messenger RNA. NCBI's taxonomy places the organism in Eukaryota, Viridiplantae, Streptophyta, Magnoliopsida, Aquifoliales, Aquifoliaceae. The record is from the annotation of a GenBank genome assembly.